Molecule: messenger RNA, 7553 nt
Organism: Hipposideros armiger (great roundleaf bat)
Lineage: Eukaryota; Metazoa; Chordata; Mammalia; Chiroptera; Hipposideridae
Gene: VGLL3
Product: vestigial like family member 3
Exons: 4
Coding region: 534-1523 (329 amino acids)
Biological process (GO): regulation of DNA-templated transcription
Cellular component (GO): nucleus
Source: RefSeq, a predicted model, not a curated record
ACUUUGCGGCGCUCCGCGUCAAAGCCCGAGGAGGCGAAGCGCUGCCCUCCUCCCCGGUCGACCCCUCCCUCUGCCACUGCCUCCCGAUCCCUGCCCAGCCGGGAGCACUGGUGAUAGGACGAGCCCGGGGCGUGCAUUGUGUGUAUGCAAACCAGAGCUCCGCUCCCCAGGGCUGCCCGACCUGGGCCAGGGCUGCAGCUGCGGCUGGCGCUGCCCUCGCCGGAGCCGGGCACUGUCAUGCCUCCGCCGCGAGGCGGGCCGCUGCGUCCCCAAGCCGCUAUAUAAGCGGGGGCAAGGGGACACCCGGAGGGGCUGAAGAUGAAGGUGCCCGCGCACGGGCCCCCGCUGAUUGCCAACCCCUCCCGAGCCCGCGCCGGGAGCGAAGCCCGCGGACGCCGAGGACCCGCCUUCGCCGCAGUAGCAGCUGGAGCAGCGCAAGAGGCGGCAGCUGCGGCGGCGGCGGCGGAGGCGCGGGUCGCGCGAGUGCGCAGAGAGGCGGCGGCAGCUCGGGGGCCGCCGCUGCCCCGGCUGCCAUGAGUUGUGCGGAGGUGAUGUAUCACCCCCAGCCGUAUGGAGCGCCCCAGUAUCUGCCCAACCCUGUGGCAGCUGCAACCUGCCCCACAGCCUACUACCACCCGGCGCCCCAACCUGGCCAGCAGAAGAAGUUAGCGGUAUACAGCAAGAUGCAGGACUCUCUGGAAGUCACCCUUCCCAGCAAACAAGAGGAGGAGGAGGAGGAGGAGGAGGAGGAUGAGGAGGAGGAGGAGAAAGACCAGCCUGCCGAGAUGGAGUACCUUAACUCUCGCUGUGUCCUUUUCACUUAUUUCCAGGGAGACAUUGGGUCAGUAGUGGAUGAACACUUCUCAAGAGCUUUGGGCCAAGCCAGCACCCUCCAUCCAGAAUCUGCCAUUUCAAAAAGCAAGAUGGGGCUAACCCCCCUAUGGCGAGACAGCUCAGCUCUCUCCAGUCAGAGGAGUAGUUUUCCGACUUCUUUUUGGACCAGCUCUUACCAGCCUCCACCUGCACCCUGUUUGGGGGGAGUUCAUCCUGACUUCCAGGUCACUGCACCCCCUGGCACCUUUACCGCAGCCGACCCCAGCCCCUGGCCAGGACACGGCCUGCACCAGACUGGCCCAGCCCCUCCCCCUCCUGUGUCUGAGUCCUGGCACUAUCCUUUGGCAUCUCAGGUGAGCCCAUCCUACAGCCACAUGCAUGAUGUGUACAUGCGCCACCACCACCCCCACGCCCACAUGCACCACCGGCACCACCACCACCACCACCACCACCCUUCUGCUGGCUCUGCCCUGGAUCAGCCCUACGGGCCCCUGCUGAUGCCAUCAGUGCGUGCAGCCAGGAUUCCUGCUCCCCCGUGUGACAUCACAAAGACAGAUCCAACGACAGUCACCACUGCUACCUCAGCGUGGGCCGGAGCCUUUCACGGAACUGUGGACAUAGUGCCAAGUGUGGGGUUUGAUACAGGUCUACAGCAUCAAGACAAGAGCAAGGAAUCACCAUGGUACUGAAACACAGUAUUAUCAAGUCAGGUUGGAGUGUGAAUCCACAGGCCCAAGGGGAAAAGAUGCUGCCAGGAUUGUCCAUUCUGCAAUGGGACAUGAUAGACAUGGAAGGAGAAGAGGAAGUGUCAGCCAGCUGACUUUGGUCUGGAGCCUUUUCUUGAGAAAGCAGAGUGGGUCCUAGACAUUGAAGAAACGCAUUUUUGUUUGUUUUGUUUUCCCCCUCAUCUGAGCCUUUGCCAACUGUGCAACUCUUUUUAUUUUUGUCUUGCUUUUAUCAAUACAUGGUUUAAUUUUGUUUCAUUUUGAAUUUUUGGAACCAGCCACCUUGUCAGGAAAAGAUGAACCACAGAUGAAAAUGCUCAUUCUUUCAGGAAUACAGUUCGUAGCUCUAUGUGCAUCUAUUUUUGUAGAAAUACAGAAAGUUUGAUUUAGCAUUGAUGGGCUAUUUUUGAGGGAUGUAUGUUUUUUAAUAUUGUAAACAUUGUUAAGUUCUGUUUAAAGAACUUGCUCUCAGAGAAGCACUGGCAAAAAUGUUUAAAAUGCUUGUUUUUAAGGUGUCUGUGAUAUGCUCUGUGCUUUCUAGGUUACCUCAGUGUUUGAUAGUUUCUCCUUUUUACAAAAAUAGCACCAUAGCCAAGCCAAUAUAGUAUUGUAUCACAUUAAAUCUCAGAGAAGAUUUAAUUCCAUGCUAGUUUACUUAGCUUUGAGUUAUAUGUAUAGCUUCAAAAGGAAGUUUUUAAUGACCACACUAAAGAAAGGAUAUUUCAUUACUUUGAUUUCUCCCAAAGAGGUUGAUUAAGAAAGUUUUGCAUAAACUUUCAAUCAGAUGGAGAGUUUGCCUAGCGUAUAUAAUUCUUUUUUUAGUCCAUCUGACUUUGAUAAAUAGAACCAGAGUUUUAUCGAACUCCUGGAAAAAAAUGCAUUUAACCAUGCUACCUUUGAGUUCCAGUGACUUAUUUUCCUUGUUCCUAAUCACUCAUUUAUGGUCAUUUUUAAGGUCAUAUUUCAGUGGAUUUUUUUUUUCCUGGAGAUAGUUUGAAGGGAUAAUAUUUGGGAGGGUACUAGACACAUCAUAAAGCCUUUAAUUCAGUGGCUGUUUCUGAUAAUAUUACCUAUCAUUGUGAAUUGAAACUAAUAUAUGGUGUAUGUAAUCUUUUAAGCAUAGGUUUUCACCACUUUUUUUUUUUUUUGGUUUAAAUCUGGUUUUAGUUGACUUAUUUUUUUAAGGAAAAAUUUGGGGAAAUGAAAUUUAGAUUUGGAUUUAUGCCACAAUUACUAAAAUUGGUUUAAUAAAUUGACAAUUUAUAUUUGAAAUUUCUUAUUGAAAACCCUGGUUUCAACUUGACAUGGCCCUCCAAAUCUAAAUCAGGUGAAGAUGUAAUUAUCAUUAAGACCCUGUUAGGAAAAGAUUAGGAUUGUGAAAGUAGCAGUUAAUGAUAUUUUAAGGGCUUUAAAUGUAAAGUCCAUUCUUUCAGCUACUUCCAGAGAUGGGUCAUGUUAAAAAGUUAAUGUUAUAUAGAAAUUUUUAUUUGGUAAAAAAGUUUCUCAAAUUUUUCCCAUCCCUGUCCUCAGCCAUGUGAAAUACAAUGUUUAAUGAAAUACCACUUUCCAUCUUAAAUUGUAUACAUCAUGUAUGUGUACAUUACAGAUAGAAGAAUGACACAACCUCUGCUUAGCUAGGCAGAGUUCUCACAGAUAAUUUUCAAAUAUUUCUCUUAGCUCUAUUUCACAUACUACUUUUCUUUCCUGGUGCAUCUCAUGCAUUAUACAUCUAUACACUGUCUUACUGUAUUCUAAUCACUCCAUACAUUGCUGCUUCUUAACCAGACUCUCCUUAGCAUAAUAUGCACAUUUUUACCUAAUGUGAGGCCCAAACUUAAAGUAUCUUCCACUCACUAAUGAUAUCGACUUAGAUUUCUAGGGACUAGCGUGGUUAAAUUAUCUACAUUUUAAUUUGCAAUUUGAUUUGAUACAAUUAUUUGUAAUUUGCCCAAAUCUGUGGAGCACAGAGCUGAAUGAGUCUAUAAAAUUGGUUUCAUCUUGUGUCCUGAGUUUUCAAAGCAAGUAUUUGGUAGUUCACAUAGGGUGACUGACUCCCUGCAGAUUAUUUAUUUUUCUCCCCUUAUAACCUAUUAACUUCCUUUGCAGUUUCUCUUAGAACGGUGUUGUACCCCAACUCAUUCAGAUCAUUCAAAUCGGACUUUCCCAAUUAAGAAAAGUAUUAACUCUCUGCUCCUUUCUUUAUUCUCUAUUGAAUUGAAUUGAAAGGGAGCAGUUGAUUAGACAGCUUCACCCUAAAUUGAGACUAUGCCUUGUGUGACUCUUGGCAACUAUAGUAUAAAAUAUUCCUUUGCUCUAGAGGCCCAAGAAAAGUUGGGGGCCUGAAUUCCACUGUGCGCAGGAAAAUUUUGCAAGUGGGCUAUCCUGUCGAGAAUAGGCCCAGGUGCUGUUGGCAUGUGGCAAGGAUUCGAUCCUUGGUAUACAAGGAAUGUAUCAAAAUCUCAGUAAAAAGAGAAUGAGUGCGUGUCUCUCUAUAAUGGCCUGACGUCCCCUUGUUAUGGUCAUAGUACCAUUGCCACCGGAAGUUAUAAAAGAGGAUGAACUGUAAUUUAGCAUGAUCUUCUGGAUUUACUUUCAAUUUAAAGUGCUAACGUGCUCUGGGUCUGGUUGUCUCACAUCAAAAUGAUGCUGUUGAGCUUUGUCGGCUUUAUUGAGAGCGCCCACCUCCCUCCCUAAUUCCGUUUGGAAACACUACGGCUUUGACUAAUUUGCAAAUUAGACUUUAUCCAAGCUUUCGAAAGAUCUGUGAGCUAAACCCUAGAAAAUCAUCUGAUGUACUUGACAUCUAAUCUAUGCUUCCCCCACUAAACUUACAAUGAACAAGAUAAGCUAAGGAACAAGAUAAAUCUUAAUAGGUUAUUGGACCCUCAUUGUUUAUUUGAAAAGAGUCUCUAAAUGUUUUAAAAACCAAUGUUUCCUCUUAAGAAGGUUCACCAUCUCUCCUAAACUUCCCCCUGUAAUUUUUCUCCUUUCCCUUUCCUCUUCAAAUUACUUACACAACUAUUUUAAGCAAAAAUGACCAGAAUUGUUCUAAAUUUUGUAAAUGAGCAUUAGUGGAUUGCAAAUAAUCGAGGAAUUAAUUUCUUUAACUUUAGAACAAACUUAAAAAACAAUUCUAGGCACUGGCAUAAAAUAUGCCCUUGAAGAGUUUGUUAUUCAUUAUGCAAAUAGUAUUUGCCCAUUCCUACUCAAGACCUGUAGAACAGAUGACAGACUCUAUCUAGCUUUCACAUUUGCUAUCUGGUUUUAGGUUACAUUUCUACUUUAAAGUGGCAAUCAGAAACUGUUUUCGAGAAACUGCAUUUUAUUCCUGACUGAGUGUCCCUUUGUUAGAUAAUGUUUGCUGAAUUAAGUCAAUGGGGCAGUAUCAUUAAGUGGUGGAAAAGGAAAGUAUAUAUGUUUAGAGUUCUGACUGGGGGUUGAAUAGAGAAGCAGAUUGAAUAAAUGGAAAAAAGCAUUGGCUUGGGCGUUAAGUCAUUCUCCAAAUUCUGGCUUAGCCACAAUUAAGAUGAGUGUUAUUUGGCAUUCCAUUUAUUUAUUUCAUGAGUAAGUGGGAUAAUAAUAACUAACUGGCCAGCUGUGAAGGUUGGAAAUCAUACAUAUGAUCAAUCAUCUGUCUCGUAGUAGAUGUUCAAUAAAUGACAGCUACCAUGUGUCUUUCAGUUGAGUAACAAGGUCAUAAAAUUGAGCUCCCAAAACACUCCUUCUCUUUACUUUCUAUACCCAUUUCUGUAGCAAUCAAAUAGAUAUAUGACUGUGCUUCUAUGCAACAAAUUAUUGCAAGAGAAUUUUUGCCUUCUACUGGGUGUUGAAGAUAAAAUGUAAAUUUAUUAAUUAUUGCUAAUAUUUUAGUGUGCCAUUUAUGAAGGAAAAUAAGUUAACCUCUUAGUGGUAUGUAGGUCCAACUCUGAGUUUUCUUACAUAUUCUAAAACUUCAUCCAGGACUGUAUGGAUUAUUUUCUUCAAAACUAAGGCAACAGUUUCAUUAAAUUACCAAAGUUUAUAUUUUUCAGUUAUAUUUUGUGCUCCCUUAGCACCUGGAAUAAAAACAUCUCUUUUGAAGUUAUCCAUUUUUUUUUUAACUUGCCUUGGAGGAAAAAAAUUGCAAAAUAUGGUGUAAAAAAAUCGUCUGCAUUCAAGGGGAGGAAAAAAAAAACACAACCCUUUACGAUCUCAGUCAGCAGAUUUACUCUACUUCAGAAAAAAAGAAACAACUUUAUUGGAAGCAGAUGUUGACACUGUGUCAGUUAUUGAAGAUGGAAAGAGUUUAUUUGAACCAUUGCAGUUACAAAGGGGUAUUGAUGGCAGUUAGACUCCUGUGAUUGAUCACCUUCACAACAGACAGAAGGACAGCAGAAAGCAGAAACUGUUUGAGACCAAGACUGAAAUCAGCCUGCCAGUUUUAAUAUGCAGGACCCUAAGGACACGGUUUUGGGGUUUUUUGGUUUGUUUUUUUUUUUUUGGUUUUGUUUUGUUUUCUUUCAUCCGGGAUAAAAGAAACAUCUUUCAGAAAAUGUAAGGCUUGUUUGAGAGAGAAACUAAAAUUUAUUUUCUGAAAUCAUGGUCCAAGAGCCCUUUAAAUUUCAUAUUAAAACUAUUAUUAAAGCUGUUUUAGAAAAAUGAGGUUAAAGAAUUAGUUCAAUCAUGUAUGCCUAAGACGAUAUGUAAACUACACAAAAGUGGAUGACUCUGGUGAUGGGGGUAUGGGUGGGGCCUGCAAGGAAAUUUCGGUCUCAAUAGCUUCAAAAUCUUAAUUACCUUUGUAACUUGAUCAUGGAGGUUUGUCACAGAACAGACUUUCAGAAUUUUUCUGUAGGUUUUUUGUUUUGGCAUUUUUUUUCUUUUAGUGCUUUCUGGGAAUUUUGCCUUAUACAUGUUUCCAAAUUAUUCAUUAUUAUUAUUAAAAUAUCUUAAUUUUCUUAUUUCUUUUAUUGUCCAUUGUGCUAUUUGUUUAGUUGGAAAAUAUGUUUAUGGUUUUGAAUAAUUGAUCAAACUAGUUCUCUUGAAAUUGCAAAUUAAUUGGAUCCAAUAAAUUUAUCUGAAUUCCCCUUUAAAAUUCCAAUAAAUAAUAAUUAAGUGUAUUUUACCAACUCCACUGUAUAAGUAAACAAUGACACCUUUUAGAAAAAAGGCAGGUCACUAUCAAUUAACUUCCUUUUUAACCAUUUCUGGACUACUAAAUUUUGGCCUAAGAAUAACUUUUUUAGAAUACAAGAUUCUUUAAUUAGCUUUUUUCAUAUAUGCAGAAGAUGUGAACUUUUCUAAUGAUAUCUCUUUAUACUAAUAAGGAUGUACAUUUUUUCCAUGCUGUGGCUAGGACAAAAAUUAAUAAUGAUUAUUUACAUACUUGAUUUAAUUUCUUAGGAUAUUUACAAUCUUAGAUAUAAUAUCUGAUUUAAAAGUGCUAUACCAUACAUUUUUUUGGAUAUACAGUAUAGGGAAAGGUUUUCAUGUGAAUUCAUUGUGUCAUUUUGAAGUGCAUAUAUUGAAGGGAAAACAUGGAUUUAACUUGUUUUUAUCAUAUAAAUCUAGGUAAGAUGAUAUGCUUUUAUUAACAAAAAAUACACAGUAUGGUGAACUUAAUAUUUGUCACUUGAUUAGGUAAAGUGAACACUAAUGAUAGAAAUAUUAUCUUGCAAUGUUGAAAUAUAAUGAAAUUCCAGAUUUGUUAGUUUUAUGAGCAGUUUUAUGCUAUCUUAAUUUUACAUUUCCAGAAAGACAAAUUAAUUUUAAUGUUGUCAUUCUCAAUUUAUAAAAAAUAUAUAAUUCAUGAAACUUUUUAGGUUUACAAGCUAAUUAUAAAAUCAUAUUUCUUUCUGUUUUUUCUUGGGGCUGGGGAAAGAGACAUUUUCAUAUUUCUAUUCACUUUUCAAAUGCAGGCCUUAUAACUAUGUCGAUGAUAUAAGAUAAUGGAGGAUUUUGUAAUAACAGAUGUCAUCUUCAAUUUGUUCAAUAAAUAAUUUAAUGUGAAGUUAA